AUCAACGCUUAUACAGUGGAUGCUCGGUCUAUACUUACUAUGUCUAUGGCUUGGAGCAGAGUAGAACAUAAGGACAAAAAUGGCUUCUUGGACAAGAAUCACUCGCACCUUUUCCAGAAAUUAUUCAGCGGCCGCUGGCGGUCACGCCAGUUCAGAGGCAACGCAACUUUUGUGGAAGAGACUCUCGUUUUUCGUAGGCUUUCCUGCAAUAGGUUUGGCUAUGGUUAAUUGCUAUUUGAAUCAUCAGGCACAUCAUCAUGAUGAACCUCCGGAAUUUAUUCCUUAUGAUCACCUAAGGAUAAGAACUAAGCCAUUCCCAUGGGGCGAUGGUAACCACAGUUUAUUCCAUAAUCGUAAAACAAAUCCUCUACCUGAAGGUUACGAAGAAUAAUAGAGUAAAUGGAUGUAUUUAGAUUGUAAUAAUUAUGCUGCAUUAGCAUUCUUUAUAACAUGUAUUUCUUGCAUUAUAUUGACUUAUAAGCAAUUGAGUCAAUAAAUUGGUAGAAAUUGAUAU
Molecule: messenger RNA, 514 nt
Organism: Monomorium pharaonis (pharaoh ant)
Lineage: Eukaryota; Metazoa; Arthropoda; Insecta; Hymenoptera; Formicidae
Product: cytochrome c oxidase subunit 6A, mitochondrial
Exons: 3
Coding region: 80-391 (103 amino acids)
Biological process (GO): mitochondrial electron transport, cytochrome c to oxygen
Cellular component (GO): mitochondrial inner membrane
Molecular function (GO): enzyme regulator activity
Source: RefSeq, a predicted model, not a curated record